Messenger RNA from Lathyrus oleraceus (garden pea), 657 nucleotides. Its product is annotated as RNA-binding protein involved in heterochromatin assembly dri1. Gene Ontology annotation, cellular component: cytoplasm. The transcript has 3 exons. Gene Ontology annotation, molecular function: mRNA binding. The record is from RefSeq and is a predicted model, not a curated record. Lineage: Eukaryota; Viridiplantae; Streptophyta; Magnoliopsida; Fabales; Fabaceae. Bases 1 to 423 code for a protein of 140 amino acids.
AUGAGCUGGUCUGGAGGAGAUUGGAUGUGUGGUGCUUGCGAGCACAUAAAUUUCAAGAAGAGGGAAGCAUGCCAAAGUUGUGGGUACCCCAAGUAUGGAGGCCCUGACCCAUCAACCUAUAGAUAUAACAGGACUGAAACGUUGGCAGGGGACUGGUUUUGCACCGCUAUGAACUGCGGAGCUCACAACUAUGCAAGCAGAUCCAACUGCUAUAGAUGUGGUUCAUUUAAAGAUGAUUAUUCUUCUGGAUAUGGGGGUAACAUGGCCGGUUCUGGAGGAUAUGGAUCUGAUUGCAGUUCUCCACCAGGAUGGAAAAGUGGAGACUGGAUUUGCCCAAGAAUUGGCUGUGGAAUGCAUAAUUAUGCUAGCAGGACAGAAUGCUACAAAUGCAAAAUGCCAAGGGAUUAUGGUGGUGCUGACUGAAAGUAAAAGAAUUUCAAAAGACUUGCAGUAUCACUUACAAGUUAAAUCCCUCAACAUCUUCCUCUUCCAAACGACAUCCUAUUUAGCUUUCCACAUGUCAAGCUCUAGAUAAAUCAUGGAUGAAUGCCCUCUGUUAGAAUCAUAGCAAUGUUUUGUCAUUAGGAAGGUUAUCCAGCAGUUAUUGUAUCUUGCGAAAUGUACUAACAAGGUUAUGAAAUCCACAUAUAUUUUCCA